UCCCAGGACCACCACCACGCUUCCGUCGAUCCUCUCCCUCUCCUCUAUAAAACCCCACCCCAUCCCUUCUUCUUCCCUACCCACAAACAAACCCUCUCUCUCUCUGUAAUCUCUGCUCUCAGCCACACAUAGAAUCUAACCUCUGUCCUUCUCUCUCCCUCCCGCUUUCUUCUUCUUGUUUUUUUUUUUUUUUUACCCUGUUUUUAUUUCAAACCGGAAAAAUGGCUAUUCCUUGUCCUCCUCUUAUUGGAUCAGAAAAGCUGUCCAUGGAGGCAGGCCCCCUGUCUCCUCUCUCAUCACCUCCCCGAUUAGUCCUAACCCAAGACGAGCUUAAGAAGAUUGCUGCUUACAAAGCCGUGGAGUUCGUCAAGUCCGGCAUGGUUAUUGGUCUCGGCACCGGCUCCACAGCCAAACACGCCGUCGACCGUAUUGCUGAUCUCUUGCACCAAGGCAAAUUGAAGAACAUCAUUGGCAUACCCACUUCCAAAAAGACACACCAACAAGCUUUAUCUCUUGGUAUUCCUUUAUCCGAUCUUAAUUCCCACCCCAACGUCGAUCUAGCAAUCGAUGGCGCCGACGAAGUGGACUCCGAUCUCAAUUUGGUGAAGGGCCGAGGUGGGUCUUUGCUUAGAGAGAAAAUGAUUGAAAGUGCUUGCACAAAGUUCGUAGUUAUUGUGGACGAGUCUAAAUUGGUAUCACAUAUUGGAGCCAAUGGGGCAAUGCCGGUAGAGGUUGUGCCUUUCUGUUGGAAGUUCAGUCAAGAAAGGCUUCAACAGUUGUUUUAUUACUCGGGUUGCAUGGCCAAGCUGAGGAGUAAUGGUGGUGAAAAUGGUGAGCCUUUUGUUACUGAUAAUGGCAACUAUAUAGUAGACUUAUUUUUUAAGAAGGAUAUUGGUGACUUAAGGGCUGCUAGUGAUGCUAUUCUGAGGCUACCAGGGGUUGUGGAACAUGGAAUGUUUCUUGGUAUGGCAACUACUGUUAUUGUUGCUGGUGAGCUUGGGGUCACUGUCAAGAACAAGUAGAUUCAGAUGGGUAUUUAACAAUUGCACUGAAUUUUUUAUGGGUUACAAUCAAAUUGGGAAAUUUUGACUGGUUGUUGUUGUAACAGUAUUGAUACUAUUCUGAGGAGAUAUCCUCCAUUGGUUUUGGUCAGAAACUUUAGCAAGGAACGUUAGGAGCUUUUAGGAUUUUGCUGGCGGCUGAAUAAUGAGCUUAAUGUGUAUCAGCUGCUAUCUCAUCUUCGGUUCAAUGUAAAAAUUACGUCUCUUUU
This is a messenger RNA of Manihot esculenta (cassava), 1270 nucleotides long. RefSeq names its product probable ribose-5-phosphate isomerase 2. The coding region runs from base 222 to 1022 and encodes 266 amino acids. The record is from RefSeq and is a predicted model, not a curated record. Lineage: Eukaryota; Viridiplantae; Streptophyta; Magnoliopsida; Malpighiales; Euphorbiaceae. Gene Ontology annotation, biological process: pentose-phosphate shunt, non-oxidative branch. The transcript has a single exon. Gene Ontology annotation, molecular function: ribose-5-phosphate isomerase activity.